This is a messenger RNA of Scheffersomyces stipitis CBS 6054, 432 nucleotides long. RefSeq lists its product as uncharacterized. NCBI's taxonomy places the organism in Eukaryota, Fungi, Ascomycota, Pichiomycetes, Serinales, Debaryomycetaceae. The annotation marks the transcript as partial. The transcript has a single exon. The record is from RefSeq and is a predicted model, not a curated record.
UCGUCGUUGAAGUUGUUGCUUGGAGCAACCACUUCCAUUAUGUUGAUCUCUGGAUUCUCCAGACCAUUACUUAACGACACCAUCAACGCUCGUUUACCAGCCACGGACUUGAGCUUGUCGUUGCAAACUCCCACCUACCACAAGUCACGUUUUGGUGGCAAGCUAAACUAUGAGGAAUUGACCAUUGGCUCGGUCACGGGGUUGUUUGUAGGAAUCAUUGCUGGCAAGUUGAGUUCCGUGUUCAUCUUCUUGUCGUUAGCUACAUACUUCCUUGUGGAGUUCUUGGAGUCAAGAAACAUCAUCAAUAUCCCCUGGAACUAUAUUGUCACCGUAGGCAAGGAAAAGAUCAACAUCAAGGAGUUGGUUUUAGAGAAGCCCAGCUUCAAGAUCUCCUUUGUGUUGUCGUUCCUCAUUGCCGCAUACAACAUUUAA